Megachile rotundata (alfalfa leafcutting bee) is the source of this 1558-nucleotide messenger RNA. RefSeq lists its product as uncharacterized. The record is from RefSeq and is a predicted model, not a curated record. NCBI's taxonomy places the organism in Eukaryota, Metazoa, Arthropoda, Insecta, Hymenoptera, Megachilidae.
AAUGUAUCUUUCGAUAUUGAAGUAAUCACAGUUUAUAAACAUAUGAAUGUAACUACCCGAUUCCCGUCACUUUGACAGUUUAAUGUUGUUUUCGUUCGUAUUAGUUUAAUUUCAGUUUUGUUCAAUUCGUUUUCAAGAAAUGUAUUUAUCAUGGUUUCUGGAGAGGAUUGUACUUAUAACGAUGCAACAGAGGAUUCUAAUGUAACGUCUCUGCAGUCAGAUACUAGUUGCAUAAUUAAUACUAAUAAUCCGGAAAGUGAAUGCGUAAAGGAAGAGAAUAAUUUUGAACAGUUUAAUCGUACGUAGAAUAAAAAUAUAAUAAACAAUUGUAAUAGGAAUAAUUUACAAGUUAAAGCACGUAUGAUUUGAAUUAUAUAUUACUCAUAUGCAGUUAAAGACUGUAAAUGUUACGAGGUAUAUUCACCAGGGAAUUGUGGAAUACCUCCAGAACACUGUGGGAGGGCCAACACUGUACAGGAAUCACCUAAGAAUUUAGAAAAAAACCAAUAUACAAUGAAACAAAUGGAAUCCACUAAUCCAUGCUUGUGUCGUACUCACAAGAUGUAAUAUAAGAAUUUUUAUUUUACACAGCAAAUACUGAUUAAACAUUAUUCUUUUAGCAAUGCCUAUACAUUACCUUUAAAACACAAAAAUGGUAAUUACUUUAGUUUACUAAAUUUUAUUAAGCCCGUACGUUAGUUUUUAAUCUUUGCUUCAUAUAAAUGAAAACUUUGUAUGCUCCUGAUAAUUAUUCCAAUUAAAGUAUUAUGAAUUAAUUGUUUAUCUCUUUUUUUGUAUUCAUUAUAAGCAUGUUUGAAAUGAGUUUUCAGGUUCACGUUCACGACCAUUUUGGUGUCGUUUUAGAUGGAAAUGGCCUAAAAAAUCAUAUAUAGAGAAGAAAGAUGCAAUGUACGAAGUAAACUUGAAACCAACAAAAUGUCCUCAUUACGCAGAGCCUUUCAUGUACUGCGAAAUGUCAGAAGGUAUACCUAACAAAAGAAAACCAAUUUGUUCUAAAGUAACAAAAUCCAAAGUAAAAGAAGCAGACAAAGAGGAAAAAGUGACAGAGAAAAUUGAAAUCUAUUACUUUGAUCAUGGGAAUUCUGCAUAUUAUCGUACCACAGAUUCACCACCAAUAUUAGCAACUGAAAGAUGCGCAGAGAAGACUGAUCAGGCAGCAACACGCUUCUGGGCUGAAAUAUUUGGAACGAUUCACAUAGGCACCGCUUUUGUGACAGCAUUUAUUUUACAAUUCCUUCGAUUCAUACUUUAUAGUAUAAUUAGACCACUGACCGUGGGUAUUUUGCAAAUGUUGGCAGAUUAUUUCAUAAAGCCUUGUUUGUCUAUCGUAUUCAAUGCUUUGAUACAGCCAGUAUUGAUACUCUUAUACAACAUCGCAACCUCUUUCAAGGAUCUUUGCGAACCUAUCGCAGAAGCUUUAGGUCUGUUUUUACGUGAGAUUGCUAAUGUAUGCGCAGCAAUUAGAAUCGUGGAAGUUAAACAGGGUACUGCUCCUUCGGCUGUUUGCACUUAAGUCAAGUACGUAAACAAGAUUUUU